AUGCGGGGACCCCCAGAGGCACAGAACAGUCACGAUCACUUCCGGGUCAGAGACCUGAUCGCUGUGCCCAAUGGGGCAGUUUUGCCCAUGGUGUGGGAGUGCUUGCAUUUAGGGGAUUGGAUUCUGAAAUGUCCUGUUUUCCCGUUCCUCUCACCACCUACAGGAAGCGGGCAGAUCCAGCUGUGGCAAUUCCUCCUGGAGCUACUCUCCGACAGUGCCAACGCCAGCUGCAUCACCUGGGAGGGGACCAACGGCGAGUUCAAAAUGACGGACCCCGACGAGGUGGCCAGGCGCUGGGGGGAGCGGAAAAGCAAGCCCAACAUGAAUUAUGACAAGCUGAGCCGGGCCCUCCGAUACUACUAUGACAAAAACAUUAUGACCAAGGUGCAUGGCAAAAGGUAUGCCUACAAAUUUGACUUCCAUGGCAUUGCCCAGGCACUGCAGCCACAUCCAACUGAGUCGUCCAUGUACAAGUACCCUUCUGAUAUCUCCUACAUGCCUUCCUACCACGCCCAUCAACAGAAGGUGAACUUUGUCCCGCCCCACCCGUCCUCCAUGCCCGUCACUUCCUCCAGCUUCUUUGGAGCGGCCUCACAAUACUGGACCUCCCCCACGGGCGGAAUCUACCCCAACCCCAAUGUUCCCCGCCAUCCUAACACCCACGUGCCCUCACACUUAGGCAGCUACUACUAGAAGCUUAAUCAUCGGUGGUCUUCUAGCUGAAGCCCAUCCCUCUCACUCCCUGGAAUACUUUGGACUCUAAAGGACAUACGUGGCCUUGAAGAGAAAACAAAACUGGAUGUUCUUUCUUGUUGGAUAGAACCUUUGCAUUUGUUCUUUUAAAAAAAUCCUUUUUUUUAAUGUUGCUUCCUCUACCUUGAACAAAGAGAUGUGUAAUUCCAUGGGCCAGUAGGCUAAUGUGUAUUCUCAAUCUCCUAUCAUCUUCUGAAUGGAAUAUUUAGAUUACUGGAAUGGUUGUAUCAUGGUUCUAUGAAAGAAACUGUAAAUUGUCUUUAUUAUUUGUAUGACCAAAGCAGUUUCUUAUCCACACACGGGUCUUAUCAUGGACCUCGUAGGGUUCACUAUGCUAAGGAUUCGUGGACUUAACCAGUUAGGCUCUGGUUUGAGACUUAGUGAAAAUAGAGGCAGGAAGCUUAUAACCUUGUUUUAGGGAGACCGAACUCAGUGAAUAGCAACUGGAACAUUGGUUGUAAGGCCAGUGAAGUUUUCACCCAACUGGAACUUAAAAGGAAGAAGAUAUGUGUGUAUUUAAGAAGCCAUGGGCAUUGGAGAAUUCCUCUCAAUGGGCAAUAUGUACUAGGCUGACCAUUUUCUCUAGAAAUAGUCAAGAUAUUAACUAAGAAAUGUUCAUGCAAGCGCAGACAUUCCUGAAAGACAGAAAACUAAAUGACUAUUUUUUUUUUUUUAGAUAGUGACAGUGAGUCCCCGAACUUUGAAAAGUCUUAGGGAUUUCUAAACACAAACAGAUCCGCAGGCGCUGUGCGCUUGUCAGACCGUCAGUCCAGGGUCACCCAAUCAGAUGGCAACUUACUGUAUAAAUUAUGCAGAGUUAUUUUCCUAUAUCUCACAGUAUUAAAAAUAAAUAAUUAAAAAAAUUAAAAAGAAUAAGUAAACGAGUUGACCUCGGUCACAAAUGCAAUUUUACUAUCAAAUCAGUCUGUGUUAUUUUUUUAAAUGUAAUUUGUACAUCUUUUGUCAAUCUGUACAUUUGGCCUGUUUGUACGUUUUUAUAGCUGGUGUGUUGUUGUUUUUUAGAAAAAAGCAUAAUGUGACUAUUGCUGAAAAGGAAGCAGACUUUUAAGUCACUGACUUAUUAAAAGAGAAGCACUGGUGGUAGUUAUUUAACAGGUGUGCACACGUUACCCAAGAAUGGCCGUUGAAAUCUUGAUGCUUUGAAAUGUUUGUACAUAACCAUCUACCCUGCAGUCACCUCAACUUUGAAAGGAACAAGCAAACAUUCCCUUGUGGGCACAAGGGAUUUUUCUGCCCUAUAUAUACAAUAUAUUUUUUAGAUAUUAAAAUAUAUAUAAUUUUGCAGGUAAUCGUUGACUUUUUUAAACUAUAUGAACUGUUAAGCUGACAACUGUCCAUGAAGACUCUGUUGUAAAAUAAUUUGACUAAAUAAAUUGUGCCUUCUUCUCUCAGA
Myotis lucifugus (little brown bat) is the source of this 2167-nucleotide messenger RNA. Its product is annotated as Friend leukemia integration 1 transcription factor-like. Bases 1 to 693 code for a protein of 230 amino acids. Lineage: Eukaryota; Metazoa; Chordata; Mammalia; Chiroptera; Vespertilionidae. Gene Ontology annotation, biological process: regulation of transcription by RNA polymerase II; cell differentiation. The transcript has 2 exons. Gene Ontology annotation, molecular function: DNA-binding transcription factor activity, RNA polymerase II-specific; sequence-specific DNA binding. Gene Ontology annotation, cellular component: nucleus. The record is from RefSeq and is a predicted model, not a curated record.